This is a messenger RNA of Hordeum vulgare subsp. vulgare (domesticated barley), 1285 nucleotides long. Its product is annotated as casein kinase II subunit alpha-2-like. Gene Ontology annotation, molecular function: ATP binding; protein serine/threonine kinase activity. The transcript is spliced from 10 exons. Lineage: Eukaryota; Viridiplantae; Streptophyta; Magnoliopsida; Poales; Poaceae. The coding region runs from base 3 to 1001 and encodes 332 amino acids. Gene Ontology annotation, biological process: protein phosphorylation. Gene Ontology annotation, cellular component: nucleus; protein kinase CK2 complex; cytosol. The record is from RefSeq and is a predicted model, not a curated record.
CCAUGUCGACGGCCCGCGUCUACGCGGACGUGAACGUGCGCCGCCCCAGGGAGUACUGGGACUACGAGGCUCUCUCCGUCCAAUGGGGUGAGCAGGAUGAUUAUGAGGUCGUGCGGAAAGUAGGCAGAGGGAAAUACAGUGAAGUCUUUGAAGGAGUUAAUGUAACAAACGAUGAGCGAUGCGUCAUUAAAAUCCUCAAGCCUGUUAAGAAAAAGAAGAUAAAGAGGGAAAUAAAGAUUCUUCAGAACCUUUGUGGUGGUCCAAAUAUUAUUAAGCUUCUUAAUGUUGUCAGAGACCAGCAAUCAAAGACUCCAAGUUUGGUAUUUGAAUACGUAAACAGCACAGAUUUCAAAGUUCUCUAUCCAACGUUUACAGACUAUGACAUCCGGUUCUAUAUUUAUGAACUUCUUAAGGCAUUAGAUUACUGUCAUUCCCAAGGAAUUAUGCAUCGUGAUGUUAAGCCUCACAAUGUUAUGAUUGACCAUGAGCUUCGCAAGCUUCGCUUGAUUGAUUGGGGACUUGCUGAGUUUUAUUUUCCUGAGAAGGAGUACAAUGUUCGUGUUGCUUCGAGGUAUUUUAAAGGGCCUGAAUUGCUGGUUGACUUCCAAGGGUACGACUACUCUUUGGAUAUGUGGAGCCUUGGCUGUAUGUUUGCUGGAAUGAUAUUCCGCAAGGAACCAUUCUUCUAUGGUCAUGACAACCAUGACCAGCUUUUCAAAAUAGCCAAGGUGCUAGGUACAGAUGAACUUAAUGCUUAUUUGGGAAAAUACAGAAUUGUGCUUGAUCCUCAGCUAGAGGCACUGAUUGGGAGGCACAACAAGAAACCUUGGUCCAAGUUUGUCAAUGCUGAAAAUAGGCAUCUUGUCUCGGAAGAGGCCAUCGAUUUUCUUGAUAAACUUCUUCGCUUUGACCAUCAAGAUAGGCUUACAGCCGAAGAAGCCAUGGCGCAUGCCUACUUUCACCAGGUGAGGGCAGCAGAAAACAGCAGAGGGAGAACGUAGCCAAGAGCCCAAGAGAGCCAAGAGAAUUUAGAUGCGAAAGCUGCUUCCGUUGAACCGUUGUGGAAUUAGAUCCUUCUAGCAUCAAGUUGAUGCAGAAGUGGAUUACUUGACCUGAUGGUUGGGACGCUGUCAUGAAUCUCUGAUAUACUGGCUCCUGAGAUUUUUUUUUUUUUUUUUUUUUUGUUACUUGAAGUUUAAACUGCGAGUCUACAGAACAGACAGGCUACGCAUUGUCAUGACUGAUGAGUUUUGAUGCAACUAAAAGUUCUUGAUAUUAUGUUUUA